AUGGGGAGAGUUAUGAACAUUUCAAGGAAACGUCAUGGGAGAUCAAAGUCCAAGACACCAUCUCUUGCUCAAACUCAUGACUCUUUCUUGAGAAAGACAUUAAAAGGAGAGAAGUAUAUAAAGCUUUAUAGUUACCAUUUUCUAAUCAAUGGAUUUGCUGUUUUUGUUAGCUCACAACAGGCUGAGAAGCUUUCAGUGAGAAGGGAAGUAGCAAACAUAGUGUUGGAUUUCUCUGUUAGGACAGCAACAACUUAUACUCCACAGUUUAUGGGUUUACCAGAAGGAGCAUGGGUCAAAGAAGGUGGAUUUGAGAUCGCUGGAGAAGGAACUGUUAUCGGAUUUAUCGAUACUGGAAUCAAUCCGAAUCAUCCUAGUUUCAAUGACAAUGACAUUAAUAACUCUCAGCAUCCAUAUCCAACCCCUAAGCAUUUCUCAGGUCUUUGCGAAGUUACACCGGAUUUUCCAUCAGGAUCUUGCAAUAAAAAGAUUAUUGGUGCCCGGCAUUUCGCGCAAUCUGCUAUAACUAGAGGAGUCUUUAACUCAUCUGAAGAUUACGCUUCGCCUUUCGAUGGAGAUGGCCAUGGAACACACACAGCUUCGGUUGCAGCAGGAAACCACGGAGUUCCAGUGAUAGUUUCUAAUCUUAACUUCGGAAAUGCUAGUGGAAUCGCUCCUCGUGCACAUAUUUCUGUUUACAAGGCAUUGUACAAGGGUUUUGGAGGUUUUGCUGCAGAUGUUAUUGCAGCUAUAGACCAGGCAGCUCAAGAUGGAGUAGAUAUAUUAAGUCUAUCAAUUACACCGAACCGAAAACCUCCUGGUGUAGCUACUUUCUUUAAUCCUAUAGAUAUGGCGAUACUUUCCGCUGUAAAAUCGGGAAUUUUCGUAGUCCAAGCUGCAGGAAAUACCGGUCCAUCGCCUACAAGCAUGUCUUCUUUUAGUCCUUGGAUUUUCACAGUUGGUGCUUCUUCUCAUGAUAGAGUUUACUCCAAUUCCCUAACAUUAGGCAACAAUGUAACUAUUCCAGGCGUAGGAUUUGCAACUCCUACGGAUAAUGGAAAGAUGUACAAGAUGAUUUCUGCUCUACACGCCUUGAACAAUAGUACUUCUGUAGAUAAUGAUAUGUAUGUAGGUGAAUGUCAAGAUUACGAAAAUUUCGAUCAAGAUCUUGUCUCGGGGAAUCUUUUGUUAUGUAGUUACUCUGUUCGUUUUGUUCUCGGUCUUUCGACUAUUAAAAAAGCCGUAGAUGUUGCCAAGAAUCUAUCCGCGGUUGGCGUUGUGUUCUACAUGGACCCGUAUGUUCUUGGUUUUCAGAUCAAUCCAACGCCUAUGGAUAUGCCUGGAAUCAUAAUUCCAUCAGCAGAAGACUCCAAGAUUUUACUCAAGUACUAUAAUUCUUCAAUUCAGAGAGAUGUAACCACCAAAGAAAUUGUUGCAUUUGGAGCAUUUGCAGCCAUUGAAGGUGGUUUAAAUGCUAACUUUAGUAACAGAGCUCCUCAGAUUAUGUAUUACUCAGCAAGGGGACCCGAUCCAGAAGACAACUCUUUUAACAAUGCAGACAUAUUAAAACCGAACCUUGUAGCUCCUGGAAACUCUAUUUGGGGUGCUUGGAGUUCUGUUUCCACCGAUUCAACCGAGUUUGAAGGUGAGAAAUUUGCGUUGAUGUCUGGUACAAGUACGGCUGCUCCUCAUGUAGCUGGUGUAGCUGCACUAAUCAAACAAACUUACCCGCAAUUUAGUCCUUCAGAAAUCGCAUCCGCGCUUUCAACAACCGCUGUUCUGUAUGAUAAUAAAGGCGGUCCUAUAAUGGCUCAACGUUCUUAUGCUAAUCCUGAUCAAAGCCUCUCUCCAGCAACACCGUUUGAUAUGGGAAGCGGUUUCGUUAAUGCAACAGCAGCUUUAAAUCCUGGCCUCAUUUUCGAUACUAGUUUUGAAGACUAUAUGUCAUAUCUUUGUGGUAUCAAUGGCUCGGAUCCGGUGGUAUUCAACUAUACUGGACUUAGUUGUUCCGCUAACAACGCAAAAAUCAGCGGUUUUGACCUCAAUUUGCCAUCAAUUACAGUAUCGACGCUAAAUGGCACGCAAAUUUUCCGAAGAUCGAUGAGAAACAUAGCUGGAAAUGAGACAUACAAUGUUGGUUGGAGUCCACCUUAUGGUGUUUCAAUGAAAGUAUCUCCUACUAAAUUCUCUAUAGCCAUGGGAGAAACUCAAACACUUAGCAUAACCCUCAACGCAACAAAGAACAGUUCUAGUUCUAGUUUUGGCAGAAUCGGGUUGUUUGGAAACACAGGACACAUUGUGAAUAUCCCUGUAUCUGUCAUAGCGAAAAUCGUAUCGAGUUGA
Molecule: messenger RNA, 2340 nt
Organism: Arabis nemorensis
Lineage: Eukaryota; Viridiplantae; Streptophyta; Magnoliopsida; Brassicales; Brassicaceae
Source: the annotation of a GenBank genome assembly